AUGGCCCUCCCACCCUUGACGAUUCGCAAUUUCACAGUCAACUCAAUUGAGUUGAAGCUCUUAGACCGCUUCGAAGCUCCUCGGUCAGUUGAGAAGGCUCCGGGAGGGUUCAAUAUCACAAGCCUCACUAGAUCAUUCAGUGGUCUUAUGGGCAAUUUGACAACUCUAUCUUCACCUCAACUAGCUUUAAAGUCCGAGAGCUUCAGUCAUCAAGAGGUCUCAAUCCCGAUUGGCGCAUUCGAGACGAAGACCACAGAUAUACAGCCAAAUCCGAACGAGAUCCUGCGAUUGACCUUUGAGACGGAAGGGCAAAGAUACAGAGUCGAUACGCCGACUCCAUCCAAACACUCAGCAGUUCUCGUGCCUCUCUCGCCCGACCCGCGCUUCGAAUUUACAGCUGUAUAUCUGCCAGCGUCCUCCUACCUAGCCAUCUACUCCUCUGCAAAGCUCGAAUCAUGGAUGAGCAGAUUCAGGAACGAAACUCCCCUAUCCGCUCUCAGUAUACCCGGCACGCACAACUCACCAACUCACCAUACUGCCCUUCCCUCAGUCCGCUGCCAAGCCGUCAGCAUCAAGGAGCAACUCAACAACGGGGUGCGGUUCCUGGAUAUCAGAGUGCAGCCUGAAAACCCCGAGGACCCGGAGAAGGAUGGGCUCAUUCUUGUCCACAGCGCAUUCCCAAUCGCACUCACAGGACACAAAUACUUCCGCGAUCUCGUCAACACCGUGCUGGCGUUCCUGGAUGCGAACCCCAGCGAGACAGUCAUCAUGUCCCUGAAGCGUGAAGGCGUAGGGAGAGCCACAGAUCAGCAACUCAGCAAGAUCCUCCACGACCACUACGCCACCGACUCCACGCGCUGGUUUACUGAGAACCGCAUCCCCGUGCUGGGCGAAGCCCGCGACAAGAUCGUUCUGAUGCGGCGGUUCGCCCUCGAUGAUUCGUUAAAGGGAGAGAACAAUGGCACCGGAUGGUGCAUAGACGCCGAGAGCUGGCCAGAUAACUGUGCAGAUGGGAUCUGUUCUAGCGGGGAGAUCCGCGUCCAGGAUUUCUACGAGGUGGCUGAGAGUGAGAAUAUCGAGAAGAAGAUCGCCUUCUCGACGGCGCAGCUGGAGCGGGCGGCGCAGGCGGUCUGCGUGCUUCCGGGAGAUAUGAAUGCUGCGACUGUGGAAGCUUCGAAGCAGCCCUUCUUUAUCAACUUUCUGAGCGCGUCCAACUUCUGGAGAACCAAUUGCUGGCCGGAGAAGAUCGCCUCGAAGGUAAACCCGAAGAUUGUUGACCAUUUGUGUCGGGUGCAUCAUGAAUCUGCGAAGAUAGGGGCCAAGGAUGGAGGGGAAGAGGGGAAAGGCAAAGGAGAUGGAGGCACUGGCAUCGUGGUUUGUGAUUGGGUUGGGCUUAAUGGCGAUUGGGACUUGGUAAGGUGUAUUGUGGGUAUGAAUGCUAUGCUGGAGUUCAAGGAGAAGAAGAUCAGCACUUGA
This is a messenger RNA of Amorphotheca resinae ATCC 22711, 1476 nucleotides long. RefSeq lists its product as hypothetical. NCBI's taxonomy places the organism in Eukaryota, Fungi, Ascomycota, Leotiomycetes, Helotiales, Amorphothecaceae. Bases 1 to 1476 code for a protein of 491 amino acids. Gene Ontology annotation, molecular function: phosphoric diester hydrolase activity. The transcript has a single exon. Gene Ontology annotation, biological process: lipid metabolic process. The record is from RefSeq and is a predicted model, not a curated record.